Molecule: messenger RNA, 5473 nt
Organism: Zootoca vivipara (common lizard)
Lineage: Eukaryota; Metazoa; Chordata; Lepidosauria; Squamata; Lacertidae
Gene: SLC22A23
Product: solute carrier family 22 member 23
Biological process (GO): transmembrane transport
Cellular component (GO): membrane
Molecular function (GO): transmembrane transporter activity
Source: RefSeq, a predicted model, not a curated record
CCUUUCCAGAGAAAGGGAAGCCGGCCGCCUCCUGAGGAGAGCUGAGGCGACUCGCCACCGACGAAGGACAAGGCGCCGCCGCCGCCGCCACUGCGCACGGGAUUCGCCUCCUUCGGACGCUCCUCGCCGGGCGAGGGGGAAAACGAGCCCCAGGGCCGAACGAGCCUCAUGUGCGGCGACCGGGGCUGGCGAGAGCCCUCGAGGAGCCAGGCGCCGGGUUCCUCCGCGGUGCUCCGCAAGCGGCAGCCGCAGUGACCAGAAAGGGACCUUUAAAAAAAAAUAGUUCGGAUAACCCUCGGCUCCAGGCCGCCCAGCAGAGUCUUGGUGGCCGGCGUGUGUGUGUGUGUAGGUAGUGAGGACGUCGACAGAGACGCGCGAAGGUUUUCUGGGGAGGGAAGAAAGGCGGGCUGGGAGUGGCGGAGGAUGGGCGCGCCUUGACGCGCGGGGAGGCAAAGGCGGGAGAGACCACCACUGCUGCCGCCGUCUCCGCGCCUAAUCGCGAACUGGACCCCUAUGUGCGUGUUGGCGGAGACUCCUGACGGGCAAGCCGCCUCCUCGGAUCGUGCCGAUCGCGACAGGGUUGCCGGCCCUUGGAUCUCAGCCGUCGCCAGUACGCGCGGCGCGGUGGCGCCACCAGCAGCAACAGCACCGAUCUUCUCUAUGUAAGCUUCUCCGGAUGGCGAUAGAUCGGCGACGAGAGGAGGGCGGCGGAGGAGGAGGGCGGCAGCUACCCGAGGAGAACGGCUCUUUGCCGGCUGGGGAGGCGGACCCUGCGGCUGCGGCGACGGCCGCCCCUCCUGCCGGGGGUCUGGCGGCGGAGAUCCAGAGCCUGCCUCCGCCUCCGCCUCCUUCCGGGUCGUGCAACCCGCUGCUCUUGGAUUACGAUGGCUCGGUGCUGCCUCUCCUGGGCGGGAUGGGCGGCGGGCACCAGAAGACCCUCAUCCUGCUCACCUGGAUCCCGGCCCUGUUCAUCGGCUUCAGCCAGUUCUCGGACAGCUUCCUCUUGGUGCAGCCUGUCUCUUGGUGCAAGGGCACGGAUGGGCAGGGCAACUGGACGGGGCACCCGCACCUGCCCGCUGCUGCUCGGGGCCUCGCCACCAGCCCCAGCUACAACCACAGCAGCAGCUACAGCAGAGGGAUGCUGGCGGCGCCAGAACUGCCCACCCCCGAGGGGAAGAACGACAGCUACUGUGACUGUAGCGAGAGGUAUCACCGGAUCUCGGCUGGCCUUCGGCAGAACAUAGUCAGCAAGUGGGAUCUUGUUUGUGAUUCUGCCUGGAAAGUCCACAUCGCAAAAUUCUCUUUGCUUGUAGGAUUAAUCUUUGGCUACCUAAUAACAGGAUGUAUAGCUGACUGGGUUGGUCGUCGGCCAGUGCUGCUCUUCUCUGUUCUAUUCAUUUUGAUAUUUGGACUGACUGUGGCCCUCUCCGUGAAUGUGACGAUGUUCAGCACACUCAGGUUUUUCGAAGGGUUUUGCCUGGCUGGAAUAAUCCUUUCAUUGUACGUAUUAAGAAUAGAACUCUGUCCUCCUGGUCACCGUUUCAUGAUAACGAUGGUGGCGAGUUUUGUAGCAAUGUCAGGGCAGUUCCUCAUGCCGGGUUUGGCCGCCCUCUGCCGGGACUGGCAAGUUCUCCAAGCUGUCAUCAUCUGCCCCUUCCUGCUGAUGUUGUUGUACUGGUUUGUUUUCCCAGAAUCCCUUCGGUGGCUGAUGGCCACCCAACAGUUCGAAGCUGCAAAGAAGCUCAUCCUUCACAUCACUCACAAGGACAGGACAAGCACAGAAUGUGAUAUCAAAGGGGUAUUGCCCGGCCAGAAAUGGUUCCUCAUGCCAGGAAGUGACGAACAGGACAACCCGUCACAUGGCUUUGCUAUCAGGGCGUUCCAGAUUGGGGAUGAGGGAAGCAGCCAGGCUGGAGAAUUAGAGAGAGAACUUGGCAGGAGGCCGAAGAAGGUCUGCAUUGUUAAAGUGGUGGGAACCAGGAACCUGUGGAAAAACAUCGUUGUGCUGUGUGUUAAUUCGCUGACUGGCUAUGGGAUACACCACUGCUUUGCAAAGAGUAUGAUGGGUCACGAAGAUAAGAUGUCACUCACCAACAAUUUCUAUGCGGACUACUAUACCAUGGCAGGGAUAGCGCUGGCAUCCUGCCUAGCCAUGUGCCCUGUUGUUGGAUUCCUUGGGCGAAGAGGAGGAUUGCUGCUCUUCAUGAUCCUCACUGCUCUGGCUUCGCUUUUACAACUAGGUCUUCUCAACUUGAUAGGAAAAUACAGUCAACUUCCAGACUCAGGUAUGAGCGACACUGUAAAGGACAAAUUCUCUACAGCGUUUUCCAUCGUCGGGAUGUUUUCAUCACACGCAGUAGGAAGUCUCAGCGUUUUCUUCUGUGCAGAAAUCACACCAACAGUUAUAAGGGGAGGUGGGCUUGGCCUCGUCCAGGCGAGCGCAGGCUUUGGCAUGCUCACGGCGCCCAUCAUGGAGCUCCACAACCAGAAAGGCUACUUCCUGCACCAUGUCAUCUUUGCCUGCUGCACCCUCAUCUGCAUCAUCUGUAUCCUCCUGCUGCCCGAGAGCAAAAACCAGAACCUGCCGGAGAACAUUCCAGAUGGCGAACAUUACACCCGCCAGCCCCUCCUGCCGCACAAGAAGGGGGAACAGCCUCUGCUGCUGACAAACUCCGAACUCAAGGAUUACUCUGGCCUCCAUGAUUCGGCCGCCGUGAACGACGGAGUGUCCGAGAGCGUCACUGCCAACGGGAUGAAGGCGAUAUAGCUGGCCGGCUGGAGGAGAAAGCACUUUUGGUGAGGCAGUGCUUUCCACAAGAGGUUUACAGACCAGUGAAAUUAAAGGGACAGAUAAAUGGGGGAUUUGGACUCUGCUGCUAAAGCCACUUUUCGUAGGAAUCUUUUGAUUGGGGUGCAAAUUGCUUUGGAACCAGUAAUGGGGGGGGAAUUCAUCAUCAAAGCAAACUGGCUGGAGACAAAACUGCCCGUCGGAACUUUUCUUUUCUUCCUGCCAUGAAAUGUUUCUAUUUAUUUUAAUGAUUCUCCCCACCAUGAAGCACUUUAUUCCCUUUUCUCCUUUGUUGACCACAAACAUGAAGCCGCGUUGUUCUCCGUAAGAGCAGACAUUCCAAGAUAGAAAUCAUGAGAUACGUUUUGCUUUUUAUUGUCUCUUUGUGCUUUUGUUGGAGGAAUGAAGCAUCUCCUUGCUGCGACAAAGAAUUCUUUGACUACUGACGUUUUAGGUUCAACCAAUUUUCUUUGUCUCUCCAGAUAAUCCAGUCCUCCCUACUACCAGCCCGUCUUGCAGUUUACCUACUGUAUAAGUGUGCAUACAAAGCUCUCACUUAAAAUUCCAACUCCGUUCUAGGCAGCAGAAAUCGAGUUUGGUUAGUGAGCUGUAGUCUGUUUUUUAAAAAGCUGUUUUCUAAACUUGAUUUAAAAGAAACCACUGCACAAGCAAACUAUGGUUUUUCCAAUGGAGAUCAGGCAUGUGGAUUUAAAAGAGGAAUGUGUCUCUUUAUAGGGAAUUCUUUCAAGUGUUUAUUAUUAGUAAUAAUAACAACAACAAUAAGCAAUUUCAAAAUUCAUUACUCAGUGGUAAACAAGGCUUUACCUAAAGUGGUUCUGACCUAACACAGGUUCUAGGGACUAUAAGGUAGUGCUUUUUCUAUGAGAAUAUUUCCAAUUUGGGAAGGACUUGAACAUGCUUGGUCCAGAAGUGGCUAGACUGGAAAGUUCUGUCUAUCCCAACACUGGCUCAGCUGUGAGCCCUCCCUGUCCCCCAAAGACUGAUUUUAACAGACUAAUAUGAGUGGUAAGCUGUUAAUGAAAUGAUAUGAUAAAUUAAUGCUUCGGGUUAGGGGAAGAGGAGAUGGGGAGAUGGGGAAUAAUAAACCAAACAGGCUCUUUGGAUGUUUAAUGGAGACCAGAGUGGUUUCCUUAUGAGAUGUGUAAUAGUGCUUUUCCAAGAAUAGGUUUGCAUAUUAUCAGCCGGCUGCCAUUUUCCAACGUGAAAGCUUGUGGGAAAUGGCCACUUGAAGUGCACCAAAAUAAAAAUCCCAAGUGCUCUUGUAGGAUUUCUCCUCCCCCCCCCAAUAAACAAAUGCAUUGGCCCCCUAUGGUUCACUUGGCUGAAAACAGACGUCCCCUGAUCCUAAAUGUAUUUAGACACCGUAAUUCAACAGAGGUUGCUCCUGCUUAAAAUGGGUUUAGGAUCAGGAUGUCAACAAAGCAAAAAUAAAAAAUAAAAAGAGCAACCCUCUUCCUUCCUCUUCCACCAAAAGCUAACAACGAUUUAAAUGUUCUUAACACAAACAUAUGUUGGCUGCUCAAGCCGUGUUUGUUGCGCAAGAGCCUUGCAGAGCCAGCUUUGUCCAAGGAUGUUCUGGAGUUGCAGCUACUUUGCUUAUACUUAACGGUCCCCUUCCCUCCCCAUCCACUCAGACCAUGCAUUUGUGAUUGCCCAGUGGUACAGCCAUUUAAAUGAGUGCAGCAGCCAGAUGUGUGGUGACGUGUCACUUUGUUUGAUGUACAUCUUGCAUUUGUGGGUGAAGGAAAGGGACUCUUUCCCCCCCGCCCCCGGUGUGCUUUCCUCCCUGCCGUGACCCUUCUUUGCUCUAUAUAUUGUCUGUUAACUUGCUUGUGUUUCUUCUUUCUUCCUCUGCCAGGCUGCUUUUUGCAUUCCUGCGACCAAGCCCACAAAAGCGGCUUGUAAUGUAGCAAGUUGUGCAGCAUUUCAGUGCUGGCUUUUUGCUAGGAGGGCAAAAUGGGCCUGAUCUAAGAGGCAAGAAUGUAUGUACUUGAGAAGAAAAAAAAUGACGUUGUUGUAAAGCUGGUAACUUUCAUACAGAGGAUGAGACACUCGGGGAAAAUUUUUCUCAAGCCCCGUUGAGGGAAAGACAACAACACUGAAAUAAUUUCCCCCCCUAAAGUACCACUGCUGCAUUCACCUGAGUGGGACUUGAAAAAGUGCGAGCCCCAUCUUUCUUACACUCUCUAAUAAACUGUCUGGCUUCAACCACAAGAAAGGCCACUUUAUUCCUCUCCAUUCUUCUUUUAUGUCGAGACUAUUACAACCUUGCAGUGAAAAAUAAGGCCUCUUUGAAUUGUGCAGUAUUCAUGUGCCAAAUUUGUGUAACGCCUUUUAUAUAAUGCUUGUUAGCAAGCAACCUAUCAGGAACAUCCCUAGCAUUUCAGUAAAAUCUAUGAAGUAUAAUUUUUUUUCGUUGUUUUUAAACAAGAGUGGGCCCCUGAAAAGCAUUUUAGAGAGAGGCAGAGAGAGAAUUUGGUUAUGGACGUGCAAAAGGUCUAGGCCAACACACAGCACUUUUGCAAUCCUUGUGGUACAAAACAGAUUUUUAAUUCCCCGUCUCUGUGCAUAUAGUCUUAGAAUAGUGUAAUGAAUCAUGUGGACCACAUGCCAGCCUGUGGAGUUCAUUGCAUUUUAACACCAUUAAAGUCUUUGUUGUGCUCA